AUGUCCAGGCACUACCCUGCCAGAGCCAUGCCUCAAGCACCUCCACAGGGUGCUCCCAUGCCUCAGGGAGCCAGGGGCCCUGCUCCCUUCCACCAGGCCCCGCCUGCUCGCUCCCGCCACUCUUCUUCAUCCUAUGCCAGCUCUUCGUCAAGCUUUCCCUCGAGCUAUCCUAGUCCCCCUUCCCCACCCCCAGGCGCAGUCCCUCGGGACCUGCGUCCAAGAGAUGCCGUCCCCAUCUCAGAUCUUCGGCAUGAGCGCCUCACAGAGGCUGAUGCCCGGGAGCUCCUCUCGACAUUCCAUGUCAUCCGCCUCGAGAGGGCCCGCAACCCCAACGAUGUUGACGCUGAAGGGUAUCCCCUGAAGCCUUCAUGGGACAGGGUUCAUCAGUUCGUCCAGACUGACUACCCCCAAGAAGAGGCCAGGCGCAGGGUUGCCCAGCUCGUCAAGGAGACGAAACCAGUCUAUGAAAAGAAGAGAGCCAAGGACGUCAUCAUCCAACGCCAGAUCGAGCUUGUUCUGGAUGACUUUGCCAGACGAGAACUUGAUCCUCGGUAUAUAUUCACCUUGGCCCAGUUCGAGUCUCAAUAUCGAAGACUGGAUGACCGGUCUGUCUCGGUUGGCAGACGGAGGAGGAGUCACAGGCAUCACCACAGCAAAAAGUCCAGGAAACACUCAAGCAGAAGCAGAUCUCCUCGAAAGGAGAGACAGGCCAUCAUCAUCUACCUGAAGCGGACUCCCGCUAAGGGGGAGAACGGCUUGAGGAUGCUUCAAGAGGAGAACCAGAGGAAGGCGAGGCGUGAGAUGCCACCAGCGCCAACAGUCCACAUCCGCCCAGGUACAACGGGCCAUCCUCAUGUUGCUCCCCAUCCAGCACCGAUCUACUCUACUCCUACUUCUCAUCCCUCGUCACCACAAGCUCGAUCUCCUCCUGCUCCUCAUCACCCAUCACCACCAACUCGCUCUGCCCCUGCUCCCCAUCAUCCACCUCCAAAUCAUGCGAUCCCUACAGCUCCAGUCAACCCUGUAGCACCACCCAUGAACCCAAAUAUGAGAGGCCAGCCUCAGCCGGCAAUGCCAGGCAAGCCCGGUAUGCGGGAAGGGCUUAACCGCCCACCGUCAAGAGCCCAGCCAAAGCAACCUCAGCCGGACUUUGUCGGAGAGUCUGAUGAUGAGUCUGUUGAUGAGUCCGACGACGAGGAUGCCACGCCAGCAAAGGAGUUUAAUCCGGCACAUCCAAAGAACCCUGGUAACAUGGCACCAGGAACAACACCAGUACCACCUCGACCUGGUGUUGCUCCCCCAAGGCCUGGCCCAGGAAAUUUCCCCGUCCAUCCAAAUGCUGCUCCGGCGCCUCGAGCACCUCCUAACGUGCCAGUCAACCCAAAUGCUGCACCAGGACCCCGAGGACCUCCUCCUAACCUGCCGGCUAACCCAAAUGCCGCCCCGGCACAUCGAGGACCCCCAAACAUGCCAGCAAACCCAAACGCUGCCCCGGAACCCCGAGGUCCUCCUCCUAACAUGCCGGCCAAUCCAAAUGCUGCUGCUGUACCUCGGGGACCCCCGCCAGCUGGUCCUAGACCUGGUCCAGUGCCAAACCUUCAAGCUCCCGUUCCUCCGCCCAACGCCGCGGGACGAGCACCACCACCAGCACAGGCACCAGGAGUUAGCCCGGGGAGGAUGGCAAAUCCUCAAGUCCGGCCACCAUUUGAUCCGCACGCAGCUCCCCAGAAGCCGGGUGUCGGCCCACCAGGAAUGCGUCCACCGCCCAAUGGUCAGGUAAAACUUCAGAAGCCUCCUGUCGGGGCUCAAGUGAACGCUCCUGGUUCCCCAGCAGCUGUGAAGGACCAUAUCAUUGUUACCACAACUAUCAGUGACAAACGUCGCAAGUCCAAGACGUACGAGGAGUCUGAUCGGAGCUCCCGAGACUCCAUGGCAUCGGACGACUGCUUCUCAGCGGAUGAGAGCGAAGGCACAAGGCCCUCGUCCGUCAGCUCUGAUUCAGGUUCAAGGCGAUAUAGCCGAGAUCAGAGCUCGACUCGGACCCGCAAGGAUCGACAUGAAGAUGUUAGGGAGUCUCGUCGCAACAAGCGAGAGUCAGAUGAAGAACGUUCUUCUCGACAUGUCUCUCGGCCACGUGCCCGUUUCAACUCGCCUUCACGUCGCGGAGAGUCCUCGCACCGCCGUAGGGAGUCACCGCAGCGCCGUGGAGAGUCGUCAUACCAUCGCGGGGAGUCACCACGCCGCCGCCGAGAGCACUCUCAUCGACGCAGGGAGUCACCUCACCAGCGAAGAGAGGAAAGCAGGUCGCCAAGACGCGACUCUUAUAGGGAAGACGAGGAAUGGACCCCACGGAGAAGAGAGAGCAUGUCGUCUCCUCGAGUUAUCCAGCGGAAUCCCGCUCCCCGUCUUGUCUCUGUUCCCGAGGCAAAAAGAGAGAUCUACGCGGACUAUGAGAACUCUCGUCUGGAGAAUCGCCUGGAAAGGGCCCGACGAGAGGAUGACAUCCGUGAGCGAGAGAUCCGCUGGGACAACGACCGCCUUAGGGAUCUCGGAGACAGGGGUUUCCGACAUCGCCGUGGGCUCAGGUCGAGAAUCUUUGAUUUUCUAGGAGAUGACUCCUCGCAUAGCAGCCGAGAUUCCCGCUGGCGAGAAGGCGAUGCCAGAGAGUACAUGCGACGAGGCGCCGACUUUGAUCGACUCCGCCCUCUUCGGGACAGGGACUUUUUUAGGAGGGAUUGA
This is a messenger RNA of Fusarium falciforme, 2739 nucleotides long. RefSeq lists its product as hypothetical. The coding region runs from base 1 to 2739 and encodes 912 amino acids. The transcript has a single exon. The record is from RefSeq and is a predicted model, not a curated record. NCBI's taxonomy places the organism in Eukaryota, Fungi, Ascomycota, Sordariomycetes, Hypocreales, Nectriaceae.